GAUAUUCGUUCAGAAUGAAGUUCCUUCUGCUUUUUCCUGUUUUGUUCUUGUGUACUGUCAACAGUCACCCCGGUCGCCACAAGGAAAAAAUGGAAAAAAUGAAAAAAAUUACAAAAGAAUGUUGUGCUGACAUUGUAGGAAAAGGAGGAGAAGAAAAUUUUCAAACGAGCUUUUUUACAUGUAUGGUGGAUAAGUCUCGAAUGGUCAAUGACACAAACUAUAAGAAAAUUGAAGAACAUACAGAAAAAUGUAAAGAAAUAUUAAAGAAUAAAACACAGGAAAUAAUAGCUACGGAUUGCAGUAACGAAGGAAUAAACGUAGCUGAAAAGAUGAAGAUAUGCUGGGAAGAAGCAAAGCGUAAAUGGGUAAGAAAAUAAUAUACAGUCAAAUCGCUUUAGCAGAAGAGUAUUGUUGCAGAGAGAUUUAUUUUUGCAGCGAGUGUUUUUAAAAAAUUAAAGCUGGCACAAGUUCUUGCUCUUCUUU
Centruroides sculpturatus (bark scorpion) is the source of this 483-nucleotide messenger RNA. RefSeq lists its product as uncharacterized. Lineage: Eukaryota; Metazoa; Arthropoda; Arachnida; Scorpiones; Buthidae. The record is from RefSeq and is a predicted model, not a curated record. Bases 15 to 377 code for a protein of 120 amino acids. The transcript is spliced from 8 exons.